Molecule: messenger RNA, 291 nt
Organism: Penicillium canariense
Lineage: Eukaryota; Fungi; Ascomycota; Eurotiomycetes; Eurotiales; Aspergillaceae
Exons: 1
Coding region: 1-291 (96 amino acids)
Source: RefSeq, a predicted model, not a curated record
AUGUCAGGUGAUAUGGCCGAGUACACCGCUUGCGAACGCACCCCAAAAUCAGAGCAGACAAAGUACUCUCAGCAGGACAGGCCGCGGGCCUGGUUGGCUCACGAGGCAACAAACCACCGGCUCGAGUGGCACCCGACGAGGAAACCCUCCCCCACAGCCGCCAGCAGCGCACGUGUUGACUCUGUCAGUGUCAUCGAGCGGGCUGUCAAGCAGUCGAGCAGACGAGCAGUCGAGCAGUCGAGCAGUCGAGCAGUCGAGCAGUCGAGCAGCCGUGCGCGGCCCCGCGUGUGA